AUGUCCGUCAAUCCUGCAGCCGAAGCUCUGGGCGCACUGGGCUCUCUAGACCUAUCAGGCGCGGGAGGCGCAGGCGACUCCUCGGGUGCGCGUGCCGGCGGCGCAGGCGGCUCCGGCAUCUCAACGAGCCAGUUCGGCACAAUCAACAUCAACGCCGCUCCCGCCCCAUCUCCCUCGCCCGGCACAAGCAAUCCCUCCGCCCCCGCCGCUGGGGCUGCGAAUGGCGCGGCCGGUGCCCCGGGCUCGGCUGCCCCCAACGCCGCCGUUGCCUCCUCGAGGCCCUCGGCCUCAGGCGCAAGGGGCGCCGGCGCUUCCUCAAGUCCGACUGACACGGCAGACACAACAGACGCCAACGAAUCCCCGAGCCCGAGUAGCUCCGUUAUCCCCUCAGGCACGGCUGUCCCCUCCACCAGCGGCAUGCCUCGUAUAUCCAAUACUCCUGCCUCCACCGGCAACAACACAAUAAGCAUCAAUUCGGGGUCCAACGGACGGGACGACGAUUCCAUGAGCCAGUUGUCGAACGUAGCCAUCGUCGGCAUUGCCGCUGCAUGCGUCCUCGUGCUCGCCCUCUUCUUCACCGCCAUCAUCUGCUGCUGUGUCCGCAGACGGAGGCGUCGCCGCCGCCUCCGCCGGGAAAAGAGUCAAACCCUCGGCGAUGCGCCCAUGGUCAGCUACGCCGCCGUCGCGACAGCCUCGCAAGAAGGCGAGAGGAGCUUGAGCGCCUUCACACCGUCGCCCACCACGUCCGGGCAGGCGCCGACUCUCCAAAGUAUCAUGACGAGCCCGAGUCUCGACUUCCACUCAGCGCCGCCACCUGUGUAUCCGGGCCUCGUGGCGCCGCCAGACGACGCCCGGCAGCUGCAGCAGCAACACGCCUAUCCAGCACAAGAACAUUCCGCUUCUGGUUACCCGCUCAUGACGCACGCCGGCCAAAUCGCUCCUGGUCAGCAACAGGGUCAUCACGAAGUGCAUGGCCAGGACGCACGGGUCGAGGCGUCUGGAGACACGCAUUUGCCGUACGAGUUGCAUUCGCACCCGUGCGGGACCGUCGUGUACGAGCUGCCUUGCGAGCAAAAGCGCUGA
Molecule: messenger RNA, 1083 nt
Organism: Hirsutella rhossiliensis
Lineage: Eukaryota; Fungi; Ascomycota; Sordariomycetes; Hypocreales; Ophiocordycipitaceae
Exons: 1
Coding region: 1-1083 (360 amino acids)
Source: RefSeq, a predicted model, not a curated record